GCCAAUCACGAGAGAGAAGAUAAGCGACACCGGAACCGCGGCUCCCCCUCUAUCGCAUAAUGUGCUACGUUGAAAUAAACGAACAAACUAACACGUCCUAAAUCCUAAAACAGGAGUCAUGAAGCAUUUCUACCCUCGAUAUACUAAGUAAUGUUUUAUAUCAAGAGAACAGUUGCCUCAGUAUUGAUUUCUUUAACCAAAUGAACUGCUCAGAGGAAAAUUUAUUCCCAGUAAUUAGGCGUGUGCCUUGUACGACGCAGAGGGAGGAAGUCCCAUCGCUGGCAAAGCGCCGAGUUAUUUGCUCAACAAUCAUUUCAGACUCGAGCCGCGCCAAAAUGUCUAGACAUCCACAUGACCCAAGUCAACCAAUCAGCGUAGAAGUAAUCGUGUGGUCAGAGAGAGUAGUAAAUUUCGUAUGUUUUUCGCGUAUACAGCGAGCAUCUUUGCGAAUCGUGAGCCUGUGAUCGAAAUCUCGCGCAGCUUCGUUAUACUGCACAGUAAGCUCUAUUGCGACGGGACGGGCUGGUGUAUACUGUGUAUUCUCUACCGGACUAGUUACGGAAUAAUAAGUAUAGGCAUCUGGAGAACCGUAAACUGUAUUCAGUGGAUUACACUAGAGAAAUUUUGUGAGCUGUCUUCGUAUGCACUGCCGUAUUUUGUCUGAGUUUUGAUUAAUCGUCGACGAAUUGUGUGGAUUUUCAUCGUUUUUUCAACGUUUGAUGCUGGAUUUUAUACACAUGCUGGAGUGGUGCGGUGACGGGCUUCGCUGCCUGCUUGAUCGGCCUUGUAUGCUGUCACUGCUAUAGCCAAAGGAGCUGUUGUGUAUUCUUUUGCCGUUUUGGCCAGUGCCACAACGAGCGACCUAAGGAGGAAAACCGCCGUUUCUCCGGCGCUGGAAUGCUUAUUCUCAUCCGAGUCUGUGGGCUAUGCAUCGUGUGCAUGCAGCGCAUGUCGCAUGUUCAGGUCCAGGCGGUCUGCGCUCGUGCGGCGACUUUUGCGGAGCCGUGUGGGCUGUACACACGGUAACGAUAGUGGGUCUUCGGCCGACCGGGAGAGUGAGGCCGAGACCGACCUCAAAGCAGCCGCCAACAGCUUCCUAAAACGCCUCAAGGAAAAACAACUCGAGCUUUUGCUCGAGGCAUUGGAGAGUCGUGGAGGGACUCAUACAAACUGUGUCCCCAUCUCGAAAGGGGAACUUGGACGCAGGACCGUUGCUCCUCAUGUUUUAUGUUGCCAGCUAUUUCGUUGGCCAGAACUCAAGCAUGGAAGCGAACUCAAACGGCUCAAAUUUUGCUGCGAAAUUAGCCAACAAGGCGACGAGGAAUCCUCAGGAACAGUGUGCUGCAAUCCCUACCAUAUCAGCCGUCUAUGCAGACCAGAGUCUCCACCACCACCCUAUAGCAGAAUUGCGUUCGAGAGGUCCAAAACGCAAGAAACUGAAGAAGAUGCCCCAGUCACAUCGCCCGUUGAAUUUGGGCAGAGCACAGAGACGGGCAACACACCUACUGAACGGAGACAGCCUUAUGCCAACUCAUCAGGUGUGGACGCAACGAAUGGCAACAGGAGGCACUGGUGUCACGUGGCGUAUUGGGAACAUAGAACGCGUGUUGGACCCAUGUACUCAGUAUUCACAGACUCUGUAAAUAUCUUCUAUGACCUACCUCACGGGGACGGAUUCUGCUUGGGCCUGCUGAAGCGGGAGGGCCGGCCAGAGUCCGUCGCAAAAAUUCGCCAGAAGAUCGACUACGGGCUAUCGAUGAGCCGGGAAGAGGACGGGGUGUGGAUCUACAACAGGAGCAACUAUGCCUUAUUUGUGAACUCCCCCUCACCUCACUCCAGGACGUUCACAGUGCACAAACUCUCGCCGGGAUUUUCAAUCAAGAUCUACGACCACGCCAAGUCCAAGUUGUUAGAACUCAUGCACCGGGAGUCGGAACCGCCCGAUGGCCCGGUGGAUCCGAAUUCGAUACGAAUCAGCUUCAUCAAGGGGUGGGGACCACAUUACUCUCGCCAGUUUAUCACCUCAUGUCCUUGUUGGAUUGAACUGAUCAUGACGGCGCCCCCGCGGUGAUGACCACCACGAUGCUGAUGAUGCAUUAUAUUACUUUUAGAUCUAAUAUAAUAUUUUAUAUUAUAUAUAUUAUAUAUUAUAAUACCUGUACAUAUGGACUCAUUUUUACAAUUGUAAUUUAUGGUGCCAUGCAUAAGUUCAUUCAAUUAUUGUAUACUCCCUUUCCUCCCUCUUCCCUAUCUCAAACUUUGCUAACAAGACUUUGUUCUCUCUUCUCUCCUUGUUUUUAAAGUUUUCUUUCUUUCAUUCAUUCAUUCAUUCAUUCAUCAUUCAUUCAUUCAUAUACCUCUGUUCUUAUUCAAAUUGCCCAUUCUAAAGACAUGUUCGUAACACACGUACAUGUGGUGUUGUUCAUGUGUAUAGGCAAACGUUACUGUUUUUUACCAGUUGAAAAUAUGACAAAUGACGAAAGAGAGAAAAAAUAUGGUAUUGAAUUAAUAAACUCAUUAAUAUGCACCAUGAAAGUAAA
Strongylocentrotus purpuratus (purple sea urchin) is the source of this 2540-nucleotide messenger RNA. RefSeq names its product mothers against decapentaplegic homolog 6-like. The transcript is spliced from 4 exons. The record is from RefSeq and is a predicted model, not a curated record. Gene Ontology annotation, cellular component: heteromeric SMAD protein complex. The coding region runs from base 956 to 2071 and encodes 371 amino acids. Gene Ontology annotation, biological process: cell differentiation; regulation of transcription by RNA polymerase II; SMAD protein signal transduction. Lineage: Eukaryota; Metazoa; Echinodermata; Echinoidea; Camarodonta; Strongylocentrotidae. Gene Ontology annotation, molecular function: I-SMAD binding; transcription regulator inhibitor activity.